Hypoxylon trugodes is the source of this 1636-nucleotide messenger RNA. RefSeq lists its product as uncharacterized. The coding region runs from base 121 to 1569 and encodes 482 amino acids. Gene Ontology annotation, molecular function: acyltransferase activity, transferring groups other than amino-acyl groups. The transcript has 3 exons. The record is from RefSeq and is a predicted model, not a curated record. Lineage: Eukaryota; Fungi; Ascomycota; Sordariomycetes; Xylariales; Hypoxylaceae.
UGACGAUCCUUCGUAGCCUCUAUCCUUAAGUUGAUAUAAACUUGGGUUGAGUUGACCUAAGUUUUCAACGAAGAAAUUUCUCUACAUCUCUCACUUAGUUCAUUUGUCUCUCUUCUUAAAAUGCCCAAGCUAGAAACUUUUGAAUUACAUCCUGAGGGGUGGGAGUCAGACCCAGAGGAUGAACGUUUCAAGUUGUGCACACUGGACUAUUGUGUCCCGCUUGUGUACCUCAAUUAUGCUGUCUUUUUCAAGUUCUUAGACGCCGAUAAGCUGAAAGUCGUUCCUGUGCUCAAACGUGGGCUCGAAGUCAUGUUGAGUCAAUGUCGCCAAUUAUGCGGCACAAUGGAGGCCCAUCCAGAUGGCGGGCUAUGUUUCCACAAGAGAAAAGAUGACACUGUCCAAUUUCAUGUGCAAUGGCUGGAUGGCCCCGAAGAUGAAGGCAAAUACCCAAGUUUUGAUGAGCUUGAGAAGCAGCAUUUCAACCAACUGGCUAUGGGGGAUAUCGAGACCUGGUGUGUUCCUCCCAUGAUAUGUGGAGAGAGACCCGAGGCCCUACCCGAGAAUAAUCCAAAAGUAGCUGCCUAUAAAAUAUCUUUCAUUCGUGGCGGCGCAGUAUUGCUGACGCACCAUCACCACUACGCUAAUGACGUUAUGGGAUGGGCUGGAGCACUGCAUCAGCUAGCCGAGAACUGUGCAGCUAUCUGGAAAUCUCCGCGAAAUCCGGACUUCCCACCAUGGGACCCUACCUGUCUCGACACCUCUAGGCUUACUAAGCCGGAUGCUCCCGAGGACCAGCUUACCGAUGGACCCCCACCCCCUCUGCCACAUCCAGAUCACAGAGAACGCCAAUGGUUGUUGUUCCACCUCUCCAAAAGCAAGACAGCCGAGUUGAAGAAACUUGCGAGUCCUGAAGAUGGAAGUUACUGGAUCUCCAGCUAUGAUGCCUAUAUGGCCUACAUCUGGCGCUAUUUAUCAAAGCACAGAUCUAAGUUGUUUAAACGAGAUCUGAGCGAGAAGCUUCUUUGGAGUGAGUCUGUUGAUAUGCGGAAGCGUCUUCAUGAUCCUCCAGUACCGCGACGCAUCCAGGGUAAUGUCCUCUUUUUGGCGUCGAGCACACAAGGAUUUGUGCCGUCUCUCACAGCCGCUGAGGUCAUAUCAGAAGCCCCUUUAUCAAAAUUAGCUUGGUAUAUUCGCCAACUCACCAACAAUUCGACUCAGGAGAAUGUAGACGCCGCGCUCACGGCCAUUUCCUACGUUCGCAAGAAGCAAAAUCUUUGCCAGCGCAUUGAUAGCUUUCCACCAUUGAGUAGCGUAGUAACUGACUGGCGGGACGCGGCAGUUAGUGAAGCCGAUUUUGGCUUUGCUAAGCCACACGCUUUUCGGAUACCUAUGACCUUCGUUAUACCCGGAGUGGUGGGCGUUUACCCAGUACGACUAAUCGACCCUCCAGCGGGCGAAGACGAAGGCAAUGAAUUGGAAAUUGGCUUCGAGAAAGAGAUUGCUAAGGAUCUGAUUGAGGACCCUGAAUGGAACAAGUAUUUCGAGUUGAGAGACGCUAGCUUCAAGUAGAAGCCUCCUGCAGGAAGCUGUGUUAUUGAAGAAUAUAACGAUAUUUGUUCAGCUCUAGUGUUCUGAC